UGAAAGUCGGAUACUUACAUUUCCCAAAAAAUAAUUGUUGACUAAACUGGCAAACAGUUGAGGUACAACAGGUACCAUACCUAUUAUUAACAACGAUGGAAUUAUUUCGUACCACAUUUUUAUCGAAUUCUCCGUAAAGUCGCUAAUGUAGUUGAUGAUUACUUGCACAACAUUCCUUUUCGUAGUGAGAAAUGGUGAGAAAUAGGUGCAGUCUCAAAUGUGCGCAAGCGUAAUAUACAUAACCUUUAUGUUCAUAAAUAUAUAUACAUCUGUCCUUUUUAAUCGUACAGUUAUACUCACUUUCCGUAUUUAAAAUGAGAUGGUUGCAUAUAUAUGAGAUUUGGCGCAAUGGAGAGAGAACGAGAGAAACAUUGAAGAAUACUCAGUUACCGAAGAUGUUGUUGAGAAUAUAUUCCGUGUUCGUCCUAACGAUGGAUCUCGUGAUGCUCUUUAUCAAAAUAUGCUACAUAAUCUUGACUUCAAUUUAUAGAAUUUUUAGACCAAAGCCGCUGAAAAAUCUCUAUGGUGAAGUUGCUAUGGUUGUAGGUGCAGGAAGUGGAGUAGGUAGGGAACUCGCUUUACAUUUGUGUCAACUUGGUGUCACAGUUGCUUGUGUGGAUAUUAAUGUUGAUAGUUGCAAUGCUACUGUACAACGUGCCCUACAGUUACAUGGGAAAUGCAAAAGAUACCAAUGUGAUGUGAGGAACAAUAAUGCGGUUAUUGAUACAGUAAAUCUUAUUAAAGACCAAUUAGGAGAUAUUACAAUGCUCUUUCAUUGCUGUGGAUUGCCUAGUCCACGUGCAUUGAUAGAGGAACCGCUAGGUAUAAGUGCUACUAUGGACUUAUCUGUCAUUAGUUAUUUUUGGUUAUUAGAUGCAGUUUUGCCAUGUAUGCAACGUGCUGGUAGAGGACACAUUACAAUUUUAUCUUCUGUGGCUGGACUUUCCAGUGGAGCCAGUGGUAGGAGUAGAAUCCCAUUAUCGACUGCACAAUUUGCAGUUCAAGGAUUAGCUGAAUCCUUGCUUAUGGAUUUAAGGCAUUUAUAUAAAAAUAUCGUUGUUACAUUAAUCCAUAUUUAUCCAUUCAUCAUUGGAACAGAAGUAGUCAAAGAUAUACGUUUUAGAUUGCCAAGUUAUUUUGGUACAAUAUCUGCUGCAGAAGCUGCUAGACAAAUUUUAAAUGGCGUCCGCCGGAAUUACGCAGAAUGUAGCGUGCCAGGAUAUUUACUUUAUCUUGGACAUAUACUUAGAAUUCUCCCAAAAGAGGCAUCGAUUAUGUUGCGAGAAAUGUUAGAUACUGGAGUUGAUUUUGCAUAACUAUAUUACAUGUAAUUAUCUUGCCAAUUAUGUAUACACAUAUAUAUAUGCAUAUAAGGAAAUUAGGAAUUUUUCGAAAGAUUAUCCUAACUAUUCUUGCAAUAUUUCUUCUACAUAAUUUUUCAGCAUUGUUGAUACUUUUAAUAUUUAUGUAAGAUCGUGAUUUGUGUACAAUACAAAUUUUUCUUUGCUCAUUUUUA
Messenger RNA from Odontomachus brunneus, 1516 nucleotides. RefSeq names its product short-chain dehydrogenase/reductase family 16C member 6-like. The transcript is spliced from 7 exons. Gene Ontology annotation, cellular component: lipid droplet. The coding region runs from base 315 to 1316 and encodes 333 amino acids. NCBI's taxonomy places the organism in Eukaryota, Metazoa, Arthropoda, Insecta, Hymenoptera, Formicidae. Gene Ontology annotation, molecular function: oxidoreductase activity, acting on the CH-OH group of donors, NAD or NADP as acceptor. The record is from RefSeq and is a predicted model, not a curated record.